Meloidogyne enterolobii is the source of this 1529-nucleotide messenger RNA. Lineage: Eukaryota; Metazoa; Nematoda; Chromadorea; Rhabditida; Meloidogynidae. The record is from the annotation of a GenBank genome assembly.
UUUUUGUUUGGAUUUUGGGGGGAUUUUUUUUGUUUACUUGUCAUGAAUUUAAGCUUAAAUUUUUCACAGAUUUCAUGGAGUAUCCUCAACUUCUUUUAUUUUUCUUACUUUUCUUUUGCCAUUUUCAAUUAAUUAAAACUGCCCCCUCUUUCGAUGACAACGAAUUUGCUGAAUUUGAAAUUGCCGAUGAACCUCACGUUUCUUUUGCUAAUAAUGAUGUUAAAGAAGAAGGACAAAAAGUGGAUGAAGUAAAGGAGGAUGUUAGAGAAGCAGCUAAACAGACCGACCCAACCGAAGAUUUUUCCUUCCUGGCAGAUGAAGACGAAUUUGAACAGGCCGAAAAAGAUUUGGAGGCAAAUCAGGGUGAAGCAGAUACUGCUGGGAAGCAAGGCGAUACUAUUAAACCGUUGACUUUUGCUGAUGUUCCUUCACAUUUUCGUUCAAAUUGGUCAAGUUAUCAAAUUGAGUCAAUAGCUCUUUUUGUAAUUAUUAUUUAUGUAAUCAAUUAUUUAUAUGGAAAAACCAAAAAUUAUUCGAUUGCUUUAAAGUGGUUUUCCGACAACCGCGAAAAGUUGGAACAACAAUUUGCGUUGGUAGGGGAUGAUGGAACAAGCACUGAAGAAAUGGAAGGCCAUUUAAUUAGAGAAACUGAAUUUUCCUAUACUGUGUGGAGUACUGGAAGGACUGGUUGUAAAGGAAUGCUGACUCAAAUUAAGGUUUAUAAAACUUGUCGGAGGCAUUUUGGAUUUUUGGGGAAAUCACUGGUUUGGGAGAAAAAAGAGUCGGGUUGGGUUCUGGAUGGAUCUAAAUGUUUGGGUAUUGGAUUUCAGCUUCGUAAAAGACAAGAUUUACUUGGAAUUUUGCUCAAUAUAAUCAGACCUCAACCUGACAGAGUUGUUCACAAAAUAGAUAUGGACCCAAAUGAAAUGGAUUCUUUUGUUCUUAUUUUUGGACAAAGAAAAAGUGUUUUGAGGGCUGUGAAGGAAAUGCAUGAUUUGUCAGUUUAUGUGACAGAAAAGAAAAAUUUUGAGAAAUUACAAUUGCUCCCUUCUUUUUGUGUUUAUGCUGAAGUUGCUGAAAUUGUCCCAGCAAUAAUAGAUUCAACAACUGUCCAUUUUCUUAAGCGUUGUGAAAAAUAUAUAGAAUAUGUCCAUAUUUCUGACCAAUAUUCUGGGGCUAAACAACAAGACUUUAUUUUAAAUUCGGACAACGAUGAUACUUCGAUGGACGAACUUUUGUUAAAUUUUACCUUUUAUAUUUUGGAAAGGGUCAAAAAUUAUCGAUUAAGUAAGGAAGGAAAAAUAAGAGCCGAUAGAAAACGACAAAAUGUCCAAGAAAAUUUUCUUAAAAUGACGCACCAACAAAGGCAAGAAGCUGCGCAGAUUCGAAGAGAGGAGAAAACAAGAGAGCGCAAACAAAAAGUUAUGGAAGAGGAAGACCCGGACAGGCAACGUCGUCUUGAAAAAUUGGAACAAAAGCGUGAUGCUAAAGCAAAACAGCCUAGAAUUAAGCAAUUUAAAAUUAAAUAG